UCCGUCUGAGUGGCGGCGCCUCCUCGGGCGGCAGGCGGGACUUGGGCGCUGGAGCCGAGGGAGAGCGGAGAGGACCGGCGGACGGAGCGACGGACUGACGGCCGGGCGACGCCGGGACGGAAUGACGGUGCAGCACCCCUGAUUUUGGACUCGCCUUCCUAAGCCGACAGCUGCCUCCUCCUGGCCGGAGCCCUUCAGGAUGUCCUCCUUGCGCCGCCUGGCCGCCUGCCUGCAGGAUUCGGAGAAGGUCGCUGCUUUCCAGAGGCUCUGCGGCGUGCAAGCACCCCCAGAGUGGGGGGCUGCCCUCUCUCCCCCCCGGCCCCUGGAGCCCGGGGCCCUGGUGGCCAACGGGAGCUGCCCGCCCACCCAGCCAGAUGGCGCCAGCGACGGGAGGUGCCGCUUCCAAGGCCCCUGCAGUGUGGGCGAGAAGGGUGACGUGUGGCACUCGAACGGGGUGCUCUCCGGGGGAGCCUGCAGUGGGGUGGAAGCCCAGAUCAAGGCCCCAAAGAAAGAGGAGAAGCCUGGGCUCGGGGUUCCCAAAAAGCAGCCUCGUCGCAACUCUCUGACUGGGGAAAUGCUAUGCCAGGAUUUCUCCAUCCGCAGCCCCUUCCUCUAUUACAUGUUCAGCCUGGGCACGGAGCUGGGCAAUGAGCUCUUCUACAUCCUAUUUUUCCCCUUCUGCAUCUGGAACCUGGAUGCUUGGCUGGGCAGGAGGCUCAUCAUCGUUUGGGUCUGGGUCAUGUACCUGGGCCAGUGUACCAAGGAUCUUAUCCGCUGGCCGAGACCUGCAUCCCCACCCGUGGUCAAGCUGGAGGUUUUCUACAACUCCGAGUACAGCAUGCCCUCUACGCAUGCCAUGUCUGGCACUGCCAUCCCAGUGACAUUACUGUUGUUCAGCUAUGGACGGUGGCAGUAUCCUUUGGCAUAUGGACUGAUUCUUGCCAUCUGCUGGUGUUCUCUGGUUUGUUUUAGCCGAAUAUAUAUGGGAAUGCAUUCAAUUCUGGAUGUCAUCGCUGGAUUCUUUUACGCUCUUCUCAUCUUAGCUGUCUUCCUUCCACUUGUGGACCUAGUUGACAGCUUCAACUUAACCUGCAAGUACGCGCCCCUAAUUAUCAUCAGUCUCCAUCUUGCCUUGGGGAUUUUCUCCUUCACUCUUGACACUUGGAGCACCUCACGAGGAGACACUGCUCAGAUCCUGGGCUGCGGUGCCGGCGUUGCGUGUGGCUCUCAUGUUACCUACAUGCUGAGCCUGACUCCGGAUCCUUCGCCGGAGAUGCUUCCCUUGCUGCCCCCGUCCCUCACCGUGACUCUCUUUGGAAAAGCCAUGUUGCGUUUGCUGAUUGGAGUGGUGAUUCUGUUGCUAACAAAGUGGGCCAUGAAGAAGGUCACCAUCCCACUGGCCUGUAAAAUCUUCCGCAUCCCUUGUGACGAUAUUCGGCAGGCGCGGCAACGCAUGGAGGUGGAGCUGCCUUAUCGCUACUUCACCUAUGGAAUGGUGGGGUUCGCGCUGACUUUCUUGAUUCCCUCCCUCUUUCGCGUCAUGGGUCUGUCCUGAUGCAGGUGUUUUUUCCUUGGCAUGGGAAGGGAGGCAAGCAGCGGACAUUGUGAGAGAAGGUGCACCGUUUGAGAAGCACAGAGAUGCGCUUUUGUGCUGCCUCUGCUGAAAUAGCACGGGGCAAGCAAAGAGGGCUCCAGUCUUCGAUCAUAGAGUUAAGAGACCUAGAAGCUUCAGGUCCCUGAGAAAUGCCAUGUCUAGUCUUACUGUUGUAACAAAAUGUAAACUCUGUGUAUGUGUAUGCAUAUAUACUGUCGAUGCCUCAAACUUAUAAACGUACCUCUCUCUUUAUUUGGACAUGUGUAAAACUGGUUAUGUUUCUAGUUGAUCCAAAAGUUUGAUUUGUGGUCAGUUCAAGCCAUUUCAUACUAAGUUAUUUGUUUCUUCGGACCACAAACUGCUCUGGUGGAAAAGCUUGUUACCUCAGCACUUCCAAAUGUUUUGCGUAGGAAGGAAGCUGUUCUAAUGGACCAAAAUUUUAAUGAGAGAACCUGGUAUUUAAGAGUCUUUUCCAUAUUCUAAAACAUCGUUAAUUUGUCAAUACAAACCAGUUACAUUCAGGUACUGUAUCCUUUUUUCUUUUUUUCUUUUUGCUUGAUAAUUGUGCCUUUCUGUUGCUAAAUUAAAAAGCACCAUAUACUGUGAUGUAUAUAAAAAAGCCCACAACUAUUUUAAAUUUUUACUGAAUUAGGCAGAUAUUUUAAAAUGUAACCAGCCACAUAACUAAAAAAAAUAAAAGAUUUAUCUUCUGUAUUAAAAGUUUGAAAACCAAUUGAACUGAAAUUUACAUUGGUGUUCGCUAGCUGUGAACCUGAUGCUUACUUGCUUUUUAUAGGUAUUUUUAAAGUGCCGUGUAUGCUGUUGGAAGAACAUAUAUUUUUCUGCUGUCUUAAUUUAUAAUAUAGUUAUGCUAUAUCCAAAAGAGAGAGAGAGUGCUGAAAAUUACAAAUUCGAACCAUGUGUAUGUUAGCGCCAAACAAUUACUUCCGCAUCAUUUUCUUCAGACUCAUUUCAGAUUGAUCAGCCUUCUUAAUGCUGGCUUUGGAAGGAACCUGUACAAAACUUGCAUAUUAUCAGUUAACUCUUGUUUUCCAAAAGUGUUAGAUAGCAGCAAUACAAUGUCAAGAGUGAUCACUUAAAUGUGGCUGACUCUUCUGUGGAAGUUGGGUGCUUCAUUAUGGACGUUCUGUCUAUAGUUGCGUUGCCCAAUAGAGUUGGCACGCGGCCGAGUAGAACUAUGGCAGGCUAUUCUUCUGACAACUUACUGGCAGCAGUGUCUUCUGAUGUGGCUUGCUGUCUCAAGGUUCUCUGGAGACAAGCCUGAUAUGCGAUGCUUGGAGCUGCACAGAGAAAGACUGGGGAGAAGAGCAUGUUUGCGGUCUCACAGACUUAAGUUGGAUUUGCGUGAGCUAAUAACUCACGAACACUGAAGCACUUUUAACUUGUUUAUAGUGUGUACAUUUAAUAUAUGGGGGAAGACGUGUGAUGACAGCAAGCCCUGCCUCAACCUACCUGUGCAGUUCUUAUGCACGUGCAAACUAUGCAUUAAUAAAAUUACAGUAGCAGACCUCGACAACAGUGCACUUAUCUCUUGUUGACAUCCCUUUGCUGUUCAUAGAAGAAGUCAGAGCACUGAAUUAUUUCCCUGUGACAUUAAUUUCAUUUUGGCGCUGUGAUUUUUUUAAAAAAUUAAACUUUGCUUACGCAGUCCACACAACAAUAGGUUAUUUCCAUCUUGACUACAAUAUGUGUUCUAACUUCCAGUUAACACAAAAAAUUGCAGAUACAGUAGCUGUGUUGGUCCAUUAGAAAACACAAUCAUACAGUAAUACUUUUGUUGGGACCAGGCCAAAAUGUUUCAUAAUAUUGUGAGCAAUGUUUUGUGCGCUCUAAAACUCUUUCUCAGUCUGAAUGUUGCACAAAUCCAGGAUGGGAGAAAAAGUUUGGGCAUGAGAUUUCCUAAAGACUGCAUUUUAUAACAUUCUUAAGAUGGAAUGAGUUAUGUAGCAGACAUAAUUUAGCCUCACUGGAUGACAGAUGGAUUGCAGGAAUUCUCCAGGCUGCUGGGACAUGGAAGCAAUUGUGGCAAUUCCCCACUUUUUAGAAAAUCUAACUCUGUUCCGAACCUUAAUUUCAGACAAAGCAUAGAUGCUUUGCAGUCUUCCUGAAAUGUCUAUACAGAACCUUUAGCUUGAGAGAAGAAAAGCAUUAACUGUCUUUUGUCCUGAUUCCCUUGCAGACGAGAAUUUGAAACAGGAUCCUUUAUUGUGAAUGCAAAUUCUGUUUUUAUGAAAGACACUGUCUUUCUCUAUAGUAGCUGCUGUAAUUACUGGAUUAUAUUCUGAUACGCCCAUUUGGAGAUUGCUCCAAAUGUACGUUACGAUGAGGACCUGUUACCAAUGGCCAAAAUACUGAUCUGGAUUCAAAGAAGUUAUUCAGCUAGUUUUAUGAGCCUGAGAAGUUCUAAUAUGAUGGAUGAUCAGCCGUUUGAUGUGAAUUGGGGCCAGAUGCUCAGUGUCCAGAUUUCCAUAGAGCUAAAGCGGCUCUUUGAAUCCUGACCACUGAUUGUUUGCAAACCACUAAUUAUCAUUUUAAAUAGCUGCUGUUGGGGAAUAUUCACUUGGUACUGGUGCACUUUUAAAAUCAUUUGCUGCAUUCCUAUUCACACAGUGGGACUUCUGAGAAAAUCUGCAUAGAAUUGCAGUCUUCAUAUAGUUAUUUGUUGAAUGUGCGUUGGAAGAAAACAUUCAGAAGGCAUUCACUAAUUGUACAAUUCUCUGUUUCACUUGACAGUUCCCAGCAAUCAGUUGAGCAACAGAUAAGCAUUUGCUUUGCAUCCUUGAAUACUGCAUUUAAUCUUAAAUGAAAGCACACCAGUGAGGGGAAGUAAUGUUUAUAGACAUCUUUUUUUUGUUACAGUCACAUUGACUUUUCUCCUCCAAUAAAUAAUGUUAAUGUAAGUACAGUAGUUGAAAGGGCUAAACAGGGAAGGACUGUUGCAAGUAGGAUGCUUGCAAUCUGUGGGAUUAAUUUUUCAUGCUGUUUUAACAAUUUAAUGCAGAAAGAAAUGGUUUUGUAGGAAGAGCUCAUUUAAUUGUGCACAUACUAGUGUGCAAAUCAUGUUCUCCAAAGUUUAAAAAGCAUGCACUGUAGUAUAUUCUACUGUUACUCUGUAUAUUUUUUUACACUGCCUGUAGUUCUCUUGAAAUGAAAUAUCACGUCCAAAUUUUAAA
Molecule: messenger RNA, 4788 nt
Organism: Zootoca vivipara (common lizard)
Lineage: Eukaryota; Metazoa; Chordata; Lepidosauria; Squamata; Lacertidae
Gene: SGPP1
Product: sphingosine-1-phosphate phosphatase 1
Biological process (GO): sphingosine metabolic process
Cellular component (GO): endoplasmic reticulum membrane
Molecular function (GO): sphingosine-1-phosphate phosphatase activity
Source: RefSeq, a predicted model, not a curated record